This is a messenger RNA of Cicer arietinum (chickpea), 882 nucleotides long. Its product is annotated as xyloglucan endotransglucosylase protein 1-like. Gene Ontology annotation, cellular component: cell wall; apoplast. The record is from RefSeq and is a predicted model, not a curated record. Lineage: Eukaryota; Viridiplantae; Streptophyta; Magnoliopsida; Fabales; Fabaceae. Gene Ontology annotation, molecular function: hydrolase activity, hydrolyzing O-glycosyl compounds; xyloglucan:xyloglucosyl transferase activity. Gene Ontology annotation, biological process: cell wall biogenesis; xyloglucan metabolic process.
AUGGCAUCUUUAUAUGUUAAUAACUGUGUCUUUCUUUUACUUUGUCUAUGCUUAGCUUUUAGCACAAUUGCAUAUGGUGGAGAUUUCAACACUGAUUUUGACAUUUUAUUUGGAGAUAAAAGGGCUAACAUAGAAGAUGGUGGCAUGAGUAUGACACUUGCAAUGGAUAAAUAUUCUGGCUCUGGCAUUGCAUCUAAGAAUGAGUACUUGUUUGGAAGAUUUGAUAUGCAAAUCAAACUUGUGCCAGAGAACUCUGCAGGCACUGUCACUGCAUAUUAUCUAAGUUCUCUAGGACCAAACCAUGACGAGGUUGACUUAGAAUUUUUGGGCAACUUGUCUGGUGAUCCAUAUAUUCUCUCAACAAAUUUAUAUGCCAAUGGUAAUGGGGGUCAUGAGGUCCAAUUCUAUCUUUGGUUUGAUCCUACACAAGACUUUCACACCUAUUCUAUUGAUUGGAAUCCUCAGCGCAUAAUAAUAUUGGUGGAUGACAUACCUAUAAGAGUGAUGCAUAAUAGACAAAGCAUUGGUGUUGCAUUUCCAACGAGACAACCUAUGAAAUUAUAUACAACUUUAUGGAAUGGAGACUCAUGGGCAACAAGAGGGGGACAAGUCAAAAUUGAUUGGUCAAAGGCUCCAUUCAUAGCAAGUUUUAGAAACUUCAAUGCCAACGCAUGCAUUCCACUUCCAAACUCAUCUAAUUGUCUUGAUUUCAAUAGUGGAAAAAAUAAAGGUCUUAAUGCUGAAAAAAGGAAGAAGCUUAAAGAGAUUCAUGCAAAAUGGGUUGUUUAUGAUUAUUGUCGUGAUUUUAGACGUUAUGCUCGUGGUCUUCCAUAUGAAUGCCGCAAGAAUAAUCGCUUAUUAGCUAUUGAAGAUGAAUAUUAG